ACGAUGUCGCGAUCCAGGAAGUGAUAUACACACGCCGGAUGUGGAUUUACGGCAAUUGUGGUGUUUUCGUUUUGCCUCCAAUACAAACUACUUCGUUGUGGACGCCUAGUCGUUUUCUUCACUUUAACAGUUGAUACCCGAUAACGUAGAUUUUUAAGGUACAAAUUGUAAUAAUAAUAAAAAAAAAACAUGUCAGUUGUUCCUCCGAAUCGCUCGUCUACCGGCUGGCCCCGCGGAGUUAAUCAGUUUGGAAACAAAUACAUUAGCCCACCGGCUAAACCCCUAACACUGGAGAGGACCAUUAACCUAUAUCCUCUGACCAAUUACACGUUUGGCACAAAAGAGCCGCUGUAUGAAAAGGACAGUUCGGUGGCCGCGCGGUUCCAGCGCAUGCGCGAGGAGUUUGAGAAGAUCGGGAUGAGGCGCACGGUGGAGGGAGUGCUGAUUGUACACGAGCACAGACUGCCUCAUGUCCUGCUGCUGCAGCUGGGAACCACCUUCUUCAAACUUCCUGGUGGAGAGUUAAAUCCAGGAGAGGAUGAAGUAGAGGGCUUAAAGCGACUGAUGACGGAGAUCUUGGGACGUCAGGAUGGCGUGAAGCAAGACUGGGUGAUUGAUGACUGCAUUGGAAACUGGUGGAGACCCAACUUUGAACCACCACAGUACCCCUACAUUCCAGCUCACAUCACUAAGCCCAAGGAACAUAAGAAGCUUUUUUUGGUACAGCUACAAGAGAAAGCACUGUUUGCUGUGCCAAAAAAUUACAAGUUGGUGGCAGCCCCCCUGUUUGAGCUCUAUGACAAUGCUCCUGGAUACGGGCCCAUUAUAUCCAGCCUCCCUCAGUUACUAAGCAGGUUUAACUUCAUCUACAACUGAGGGGCACACAGACCGUAUGGCUGUCUCUGUGAGUGCAGUCAGAACCUGAGAGAAAGUAAAUGGACUGGAGAAGGUGACUGCUUUCUCUGACUUUGUAACCAGAGGAGAAUUGGCAAUAGUCCAAUGCUGUUUUGAAAUAUCAUGUACUUUUCAUGUGUUUUUGUCCAUUUAGGUUUUGUCUCCUUUACUGCAUUGUAAUUUUAGAUUUUAGUGUGAAGUUAUUCAUAAUUUUUUUUUUCUAAAGACUUUUGUUUUAUGUUCAGUAAUGAGCGCUUACAAUGCCUUUAGUCAAUAAAAAUGUGAUUUGUUUUUUUUUAACUGAUUUUGUUAACCUUUUUUAAAUAAUAAACUGCCAUCGUAAGAUUGAUGCAUUUGAUUGUUUGACAUGUGACACAAAAUUAGGGAUUGUAUUUUCUUUAUAUUUUUUGCUCCCUGCUGUGUGUAGCUUUGAAAAAAAUCAACAGUUUCAAAAGCAUGAACCAUUACUUUUCCACAUUUAAAUACUGUUUUUAACAA
Clarias gariepinus (North African catfish) is the source of this 1392-nucleotide messenger RNA. RefSeq names its product nudix hydrolase 21 (gene nudt21). Lineage: Eukaryota; Metazoa; Chordata; Actinopteri; Siluriformes; Clariidae. Gene Ontology annotation, cellular component: mRNA cleavage factor complex. The record is from RefSeq and is a predicted model, not a curated record. The transcript has 7 exons. Gene Ontology annotation, molecular function: mRNA binding. Bases 190 to 876 code for a protein of 228 amino acids.